UGGCUGUUUAUGAAUUCUUCCUGCUUGUUUGUAAUCUUUAAACAGAAAUUAGGUCAACAACAGUUAUGUGCAGAAGACACCUGCAAUGCAACAAUACUGCGAUUUAUCAACACAUGGAACUUGCAGAAGCUUAGAGUAUGGUUGCUUGAAAAAAACAGAAUACUGUUGACCUGUAUCUCAUGUCAAACUUAAUUUAUGUUGAUGAUGUUAAUAGAGACUCAUCCGUCAACAAGUUUUGGGUGGGAAGAUGUGAGGCUGUCAUUAUUUAGCUGACCUAACUCUCUCGCAUGGACUUAUACUGCCAUCAUCAUUAUUAGGUAAGCGAAGUGACAACUUUUCCUACCCAAAAACAAAAUGGUCAACAGUUGUACAUAUAUACACCGCAUAAAUAGACAAGAAACAAUAUCAUCGCGUCCAACCUUUAAACUGGGAUCAACUUUCGCUGCUGUUAGGUUUUCUUGUACUUGACAACUGAUUCCACGACUAAGUAAAAGUGUCAUCAAUACAAGUUUGAUGCCUGACCAUUUAGGUAACAAGAAGUGAGAUUUUGAUAAAGAGCGAGUAAUGGCUGACCACCAAAGAAUACACCCAUUGGUGACCGACGUGGAAGCACCACCACCUACACGGCAUCCAGCGCCUCAAGCCUCACUCGUAAGAUCAGAAAAAGGAGAUCCAGGGCAACAUCAAGUUCCAUUAGGGCACGCUGUUGCAGCAAUGCCGCCUGCUCUGAAACCCCCAAAAAGGAGAAAUUGUUGGUGCAAAUGCCUGUGUUGGACACUCAGCCUCCUCAUCGUCCUGCUGAUCAUUGUUGGAGCCACUGCAGGCAUUCUUUACCUUGUAUUUCAACCCAAGCUUCCCAAAUACUCAGUUGACAAUCUCAGAAUAUCAGAUUUGACUCUGAACUUCGACUUGAGCCUUUACGCAAGGUUCAAUGUCAGGAUCACUGCUGAAAACCCGAAUAAAAAGAUUGGAAUCUACUAUGAGAAAGGGAGCCAUUUGAGUGUGUGGUACAAAAAUACAAAUCUCUGUCAAGGAUCAAUCCCCAGAUUCUACCAAGGGCACCAGAAUAGGACAGUGUUGAACGUGGCCUUGACAGGCCAAAAUCAAUAUGGGAGGACUCUGCUGGAAGCAUUGCAGGAGCAGCAACAGACUGGAAGGAUUCCGCUGGAUCUCAAGAUAGAUGUGCCCGUGAGCAUUAAACUCGGGAAGCUCAAGCUGAAGAAGGUGAGGGUAGUAGGCACCUGCAUGCUGAUUGUCGAUAGCUUAUCUACCAAUAGUUUAAUCAACAUUAAAGCCAGUACCUGUAAUUUUGGAGUGAAGCUCUGAGGGCUUUAUUGUUCAUCCUGAUCUGAUUCUUUUGUUAAACUUCAGCUGCAUCCUCCUUUUCAAUUUUCAUUUUCCCCGUCUACCCAUAUGUGGGGAAUACAUCUUGUUCUUCAAUAUGACAAAAAAACAGCAGUUUUUACCAUGUCCAUGUGUAAAACGUGUACUCCGACAAGUUUCACUUUCUUCCUGGCUUUGCCAUCAGGAAAAAGAUUUGUCAAUACAAGCUUCCAAAAAGACUUGUACAAGCUGGCCGACUUUUUUGGUGUUCGAUGAGCAUGCAGAUUCUACAGUAAGAUGAGCAUAGCAUAUGCCUGCCUGAAUCGUCUCGUCACUUAUGAUGGCCUAAGCCAUCUUGGCACUACUGAUAGUAGAAUACUCUGCUAAUUUCAAAUAAGAAAUCAAUAGGAUGUUUAGAAGGAAUGUUGUGCUACAAUGUUAACAUACAAAGUAGGAAGCUAACAUGACAUCAUCGCACAGAUAACUAAAACUGAGAAUAUUGAAGACAAGCCUAAACACAGUACGAUCCCUUUGCAACCCCAAUAUAGCUACACAGCUUGAAGAACCUAAAGGUGUUUUUGGAUGCUUACAGGUAGAAAGAUAAGGCAUCUAGCCAUGCUCAUAAUUAAGUCAGUAAAGAUGAUAAAAAGAUGAUGGUGAAUUGGUGAUCCUCAUCCUCUUCAACUAGAUACACCAUCUAACAAACAGGAUGGCAUAUAUUACAUCAAAAUCCAACUUACAUACAAAACCACAUCUCCAAAAUGUAAGCGGAAU
Messenger RNA from Sesamum indicum (sesame), 2097 nucleotides. Its product is annotated as Late embryogenesis abundant (LEA) hydroxyproline-rich glycoprotein family. Lineage: Eukaryota; Viridiplantae; Streptophyta; Magnoliopsida; Lamiales; Pedaliaceae. Gene Ontology annotation, cellular component: plasma membrane. The record is from RefSeq and is a predicted model, not a curated record. Gene Ontology annotation, biological process: defense response to other organism.